Acanthochromis polyacanthus (spiny chromis) is the source of this 2778-nucleotide messenger RNA. It is a transcript of the gene prim1, whose product is annotated as DNA primase subunit 1. The coding region runs from base 163 to 1455 and encodes 430 amino acids. Gene Ontology annotation, biological process: DNA replication, synthesis of primer. Lineage: Eukaryota; Metazoa; Chordata; Actinopteri; Pomacentridae. The transcript is spliced from 12 exons. The record is from RefSeq and is a predicted model, not a curated record. Gene Ontology annotation, cellular component: alpha DNA polymerase:primase complex.
UACGUCAUUGUCCUUACUUUGUCUCAUUGGUCGUGUCUGUUCCUUAAGACUUUUCCCGCGCUGCUCUCUGUAAACCAACAUACAGCUGUCAGCUUGUAGAUAGCUAACGUCUCGGCGAUAUUUUAGCACGACGUUGCAUCGGUGCCGGAGCUGUAAGUCAUAAUGCCGUCCUCAGACUACGACCCGGCGUCUCUACCCGACUUAUUACCGCUGUAUUACCGCCGGCUGUUCCCCUUCUCACAGUAUUACCGCUGGCUCAACUAUGGAGGAGUGCAGAAGAACUACUUUCAGAAUCGAGAGUUUUCCUUCACGCUCAAAGACGACAUCUACGUCCGCUACCAGUCGUUCACCACCCAGAAUGAGCUGGAGAAGGAAAUGCAGAAAAUGAACCCUUACAAGAUUGACAUUGGAGCGAUAUACAGUCACAGGCCGAAUCAACACAACACUGUGAAGUCAGGGACCUUCCAGGCUCUGGAGAAGGAGCUGGUGUUUGAUAUUGAUAUGACAGAUUAUGAUGAUGUCCGAAGCUGCUGCAGCGCUGCAGACAUUUGCUGCAAGUGCUGGACUUUGAUGACCAUCGCUAUUCGGAUCCUGGAUCGAGCUCUUCGAGAGGACUUUGGUUUCCAGCACCUACUGUGGGUUUAUUCUGGCAGAAGAGGAGUGCAUUGUUGGGUUUGUGAUGAAGCAGCCAGGAAGCUCUCUGUAGCAGCUCGCUCUGCUGUGGCAGAAUAUCUCAGCCUGGUCAAGGGUGGUGAAGAGACGGUGAAGAAAGUAGUGCUGACGGAUCCAAUUCACCCUUUCAUCAGAGAGUCUUUAGCAGUGGUGGAGCGCUACUUUCCAAAAUAUGCACUACAGGAGCAGGACAUACUCAGCCACAGGGAGUCUGUAGACAAAGUUCUGUCGCUCGUCCCUGAAGAUGUAAGAAAAGAGCUACAGCAGGAUUUCCAAAAUGAGAAGAAGCCAGAGACUCGUUGGAAGCUGCUCAGGGACCAAGCCACUAAGAAGCAGGCUACUGCCAAAAAGGGCCAGUACUUCGAAAAAGAAGUCAUGCUGCAGUAUUGUUACCCGCGGCUCGACGUGAACGUCAGUAAAGGCGUGAACCAUCUGCUGAAGAGUCCUUUCAGCGUCCAUCCCAAAACAGGACGCAUCUCUGUUCCCAUUAACCUCAAAGAAUUGGAUGUGUUUGAUCCUUUUGCUGUACCCACAAUCAGCCUGAUUUGUGAGGAGCUGGAUCGGCCACGGGCGGGCGAAGAUGAAGAGAAAUCAGAAGAAUCUAAGGACAAGGAAAACGAGAAGGAUGCAGCAGAGAGGCGGAAGAUUCGAGAUGUCCUCCCUGCAGAGGAGAUGGGGGUGCUUGCAUUCCUAAGAAGAGGUGGGUUGAACUUGAAUAAAGUAUUGAUUAGGAACAUUCACUGCUGCAUGAGAGUCACUGUGUCUUUUAAGUUGUGUUCCUAAAACUGUUAAUGUCCUGGGUGAAGCUUCAUCCCGCCGUAAGAGGUCUGAGAUUCACACUUAUGCAUCAAAAGAAACAAAUGUGGCAGGAUUUGCUCCAGAGGACUGUAGAUGGUGGGGGGAAUCACAGCGGUCUUGCCUCUUGACACUAAUUUAAGAGUUUCUUCCUGAGAACAAGAAGGUUGUUCGUCCUGUGUAUCAUCCAAAGUGACAGUUUGAUGUGGGCUCUCGGUCCACAACCUAAACAAAAAGAUUAUAAUCUGGUUUGGCCUCUCCCUUGGCAUUCCAAAGAGCCAAGCCGUGUCUACUACAGCACAUUCACUAUGACACGCUGGAAAUCAAGCGAUUCUUCUUAAAUUGAUAUCAUCUUUAACACGCUGCAUGUCCCGACCAGAAGCAGGAUUCCUCUUUUCCCUAAAACACCUGUAAUAUGAUAAGAUAGUAAUUGCUAAAUCAACUGAACCAGUGCAGUUUAUUUUUCAUCUAAACAAACUUUGCCCAUUUUGCACUUGGGAGUGAAAAAUCUUUGCAGUUUUGUGAUUCAGACAUUUCUCCCUAAUGCAGUGUAGUUCAAGAUGGACAUGUUUCGAAGCAGUUCUAAAGUGAACACAACAAUUAAUUACCUGUGUGCUCUGGGAUGCAAUACCCAAUCUGAUAAAAGGAUUUUCCCCAAACUUUGCUUCCAUAUAGUUUAAUUUCUCUGAAACUUUCACUAUGUGGAACCUUUCAUAUCUCCAGUAGACAUUUACAUGUGACACUAACAAUAACCUGUUGUGUUUAGAAUCUAUAAAUAUCAAUAAAAUGAUGUGAAAUUAGGAAAAAGGGAGAAUAAUACUGAGAAUAGUGGAAGAUCACUCGCUCAUAAAGGGAAAAGGGUGAAAACGUCUUGUAGUUUGAACAAUUUAAUCCCACACUGACUAGUGUAGACAAUUAAGAUGCAACAAAAUCAUUACUAUAAGACACUGAGGGGAACAAUUGAUGUAACAUCAUAUCAAAUUUGCAGCAGCUGCAUAUAGUAAUCUAGAACUACUCCAUUCUGAAUUAUUCAGUCACACUGAACAUGUAUGAGUAGGUAUGUGCUGCCCCUUUAAAGUCGUCUUCUAAGAUGAAAACACAAGAUUAGAGUAUAAUAGAGUAUUUUUAAGUCAAAGCAGAUUUCAUAUUUAAGGUAAUAUUAGCUCAAUCUUUCCUAUUUCAUUUUACCAGUAGGGUUAAAAGUGAUGUUUUAUCUUUCUUUAGACUUCCAACUUUCCUUCCAGCUAUUUGAACAAAGAUGUAAAUUCUUAAAUAUGUCUCUGAAUGUCUCAGCUAUUGGAUUCUUUUUCU